GAAUUAUACUUUGACUUUAAGGCACACAGUGUGGUGAUUGCAGGUAGAUGGAACUCUCCAGCAGCACCGUGUCGAACAACUUUUCAGGAGGAAAUCGUGCUUUGUGCGCUGCUCAGAAGAGCUGCAGCUACUACAAUAUUUUUUUUCAUAACUGUCACCAUCAAGUGUCUUUAUUUUUUUAAUUAAAUAUUCAAGUAGAUCUAAAAGAUAUCCUUCGAGUGCUCCCUUUUUUCCCAACGGGUUGUGACAAUGGGUUGAUUGGGCACAGAUUUUACACCGGAUGCUCUUCCUGACGGCAAUCUUUCUAUUUAUCCCGGUUUAUCCCGGCACUAGGACUGCGCUGCCGUGUGACCACAGAGGCAGGGCUUGUGUGUCCUCCCAGUCUUGGGCUGGGAAUCUUCCACAUGGAAGGUGAACGCGUUAAACACCAAACCGUGGAGUCACUUUACAUAUUUCUUUCUUAAUAUUUGUUUAUAUAAUCAAAUUUACGAUGUUGAUAUUGACGUCCCUGUUGGAUAAUUAUUGAUAUUUUGUCCUAAUUAUCACUUAAAGGGUUUCAUGCAGACACUGAACAUAUGCAGUGCGUUGCAGCUGAAUAACGAUAAACUGUAAAAGUAAAAAUAGUUACACCGAGAUUUAUUUAUUUAUUUGAAUAUCAAGUGGAAUACGUUGUGGUACUUCCAUAUUUCUGUACGCGUAGCGCUUACUGCAGCUCUCCUGGUCCCACCCCCACUGAUUUAGAAGUGGCAACUAUGAAGGUCUGGGACAACCUGAUUACACUGAAAAGGAAGUCGGAGGAGGGAGAGGUUACAAACUGCAGACCCUCACACACACUGCACCACAUGAUAAAGGCAAAAGGCGCAAACAACAACAAAAACAGCGCCACACACACUUCACCAUCAAGAAAUACUGCAGAAUACUUCUAAGAAACUUUUGUACUACAGAUGUGCAGCUUCCAAGGUAGGGGCACUAUUUUUAGCCAGUCAUGGACAAUCUGUACUUCAAGCUCUGGAAUUCUGUAUUUUUUUUAAUCUUUUUUUUUUCUUCAGUCUUGAUGAUGAUAUUUGGGCUAGAAGGUUUGCCAUACAGCGUAACUGGAAUACCUGAAAAUCAUCUUUUUCCUUCAUAUAGCAGUGCUGCAGGAAAAUGAGUUUUCAUUAGUUCAUCAAAGCUUAUUUGUAAUGCGCAAUAACAAUCCCUGCUCAUUUUAUGGAUCCAUGUAUGAAAUUGAAGUCAUGAAGGAAGAAGAGCUUUCUUCGUGCCUUCUUUUACGCAUGCAGUCUGUAUAAAUUAGAAUGAAAUACAAAGAAAGAGCUGGUUUUAAAACAUUAAUUACAUCCUUCUUUGGGCUGUCUUUAAAAACAAUUUCUCAAGAAGACAUUUAGAGAAAAUCUCAUCAUCUGUAAUUCACCAAGAUCCAACUUGAAUGCUGAUUUAAUCAGAAUUUCCGUCCAAACUUAAUGUCCUGUCAUUCGGUGCUUGUGCUCUGUCAGGUUUAACUGAAAUGGCAGCAGAUUUUUCAUCAAAUAAGAUUAAAUAUUAAGACCGAGGCAAAGAUGUAUUGGUAGAUCCUUUGUUAGAAGCUCAACAUUAAAGCUAAGAAUGUUUUUUAAAAUCUUAGUGAAGCAGCCGUGAGACACAAAGAAAGUCUUCUUUAGAAUCCAAACUUUUCCUAAUCCUAACUUUUCUACUCUCCACUGUCUCUUUGCUAUCUGCUAACAGGUGUCAUGUUUGAGUGAAAUGAAUGUUAAGCAAAAAUCUUGAUAAAGUUGGCAAUGCUACUUAUUUGAUGGCUGAAAAGAAUUAAAGAGGCGCCUUUGCGUGUCAGUAAUAUUAGAAGAAAACACCUAUGUACUAGCUCUUUCUGCUCUUUGUGUAGGAAAUUGUCUUUUUUUUGUAUGGUUUUUAUGCUUAUGGAGGACUCGCUGUUGCACUGGCCAUCUGCUGUGCCAGCUGUUCGCUUUGGGUCAUUGCAUUAGAUUGGUCUAACAAUACUCCAGCUUGCAUGACCAUGAUUCACCAGCGUAAUCACCAGUGUUUACCUGGAAGUCCGACACUGGUCAUAACGUUAGCUGGCUAUUAGCAACCGCUCACUGACCGUGGACCUCGGUCAUGCACAGCUUUCCAGGAGGUCCCCUCUCUUUCCAGCAGGCGGAGGGGCAGAUGACGUUGGCUGAACGGCCUCACUUAGCCAAAGGCCAUGCACUCUUACUGGUACGUUAGCUGCCCUCUGCAGUGCUCAGGGAUGUAAAAAUAGCUGUUUAGCAAGAAUCUCAGUCAUGUCUCACCAACAAAGACUGAUUUAUACAAGUUGCAGCACCAAGCAUAGAGAAGCUUUUGUCCCUCCCCUCCUACUCCUUUUGCAGACCUCGUCACCAAGGCCGUGAGUGCCAAAAUCUCUGACGCUCUUGACACUCUUCUCUUAAAACAGCCUUUGUUCAGCAAAGUAUAAAGGACGUGAUAGCGAGACUCAGGGAAGCAGUGUGGUCUCUAAAAAUUUGCGCAUUUGUUUACCGCAUUUCAGUAAGAUCGCAGUGUCAUGGAAAUGUUUUGUAGUAGUUUGUUUGCCUUUCUGCGUCAGCGAUCGCAAUUUCAUAAUAAUCAGGCAUUUAACCCAAAUAGCUGAAAAUGUCACAGGGACUCUGUGAAAUUCGCUCCUUCAGUUUUUGUUUCCCCCCAAACUCGAUUUGAAAAUUGAUAACUAUUAAAAUAAAACUGGCCAGCAUUUGGCAGCACAGAGGAAACAGUGUUACUGUUUUGGGGUUGCUGUAGUGUGACCUUUCUCUGACUCCACUUAAUCACAAGAAUUUCCAUAUUAGUUAUGCAUAUCAACAGUGGAAGAAAUACUCGUUCAGAUACGCGACAUGCUUAAGUGUUUACACAGGAGCGGCUUUAAUUGUUUGGAUUGAAGCUAGAAUUUGAUUAGAUCGACAUAUCCUCUUUUACAGCACUAAGGAUUGAAUUUCAUGUAUAAUUUUCCUCAUGAACACCAAGUAAGAUUAGAGCAUCUAAUACAUAUAAUUUUUUUUCCUCACCUCCCUCCAGGCACCCUUAGAAUGAGACAACUCUGAAAAGUACACAAAUCAAUACAGACACACUGGUUACUGCAGUACAUUUAAUUUCCUGCUGUGGAAAGAUUUAUCGUGUGAGUGUGAGGCUAAUACAAGGAUUUUUUUUUUAUAUUAUAUGAAAUAACCAAUAAGAGAUGUGUUUUCUAUGUGGUCAUAAAAAUUGAGUCUGGUGGUGAUUUUUGGCAGAUAAAAGAGAAUCAUUUACUUUUUUUUUGUUUGUUUUGUUUUUUCUUCAUAUUAUCACCAAAAUCUUGACCUUCUCUCUUUCUCCCUCAGCUUCACCUCGUGCAUAUCCCGUGCCCCGUCUCUCCAUCAGCUCUAAACCUCACACUGUGGUUUUUUUCUUCUUCUUCUUUUUCUGAACAAACAGAGAAGCUGUCUUAGACGAGAUGAGUCAGUGCAGCUGGGGUGCAGGUCAUUUACCCGCAGCCCACUCAGAUGGGACAGAUGGCUCAGCCAGUCGCAUGCUGCUUGGUGUUAACUGUGCACCCAGAGCUAAGCUAAAGCUAACGCUGAGUGCAAAGGGUUCAGCUAAUCACAGAUCUAUAGGUAAAAGUGAAAAAUGCACAGGUGAUGACUCAAUAGCUCAAGACGGGAGUUCGGUAUAACGAUAGAAUCUACGUUUACUUGUUUACUUGACUGUAGGUUAGUGAGGUACUGAGUUUUCUUUUUACAGCAAAGGUCAUGUGUGAAAUCCUGACACAGCACGGCUCAGCUAUGGUUACAUGUUUGAGGCUGAGGCUUAAAAUUGACAGAGGGCCAAAAAAAAAAGACCAGGAUAUAGCUGAAUACAAAUGUGGCACGGUUUGUGCACAGAACAACCAGGAAGCUGACUUUCAGAUUGCAUGUGCCACUUUUUUUUUCUUGUUUAUUUUACCGUGUCCCUUGUUCUCCAAUGUGGUUUGGAUCAUGACGAUGACAAAACAGCCACACGCCAGGACUGAAAGGUUCAGCUUUGCAUUGUGAUAUUAAGGUUAAAGGAUAUUUCUGGUGUUUCCUGUAAAUGUCGCAGUUGUGACUCUGUGAGUCUUUACUUGACAUUCUCUGCCUGUGAUUCAGAGAUUGGGGGGGAUCAAGAAUUUAUGCAAAACACAUGAUUUUUAACAUCACCUUUUUUCCCCGCCACUUGUCUAUUGAGUCUGACCUAAAGUAAACACAGUAAGUAGCCACACUGGAAGACACUUUACUGCGAACUGUGUUAGAGAUUAAAUUUAAAGGCAGCGUCUUAUAAUAACUGUUCUUAGGAUGACAUAUUAAUGCUUACUAACAUUUGUGCUGUUUUUCAGCACAGCACAAAUACAUUUCCUGGAUUCUCACAGUCAUAAUUUAUUUAAAACUAGAGUAUUCUCCAGCAGCCCCCCUUUUCCUUCAAAACAGGAAAGUGAAUGGGAUUUGUUUGCAUGCUGUCUGUGCAGAUGUUUUGAUUGUGUGCAUAUGCAGCACUUUUUCUUUUUUUUCUUCUUUUGACUAGUUGGCAGUUCAACUUUAAUGUUACUAGUUGGAGAGCUGCUAAUGCUCUGACCCAAAGUUUCUGAUGUUUGGGGUCGACGUUUUUCAAUUUGUAGUUUUAGGAGUUUGUUUAAUUCACAGCAAGUUAAUGAAAUCUUAACUGCUCUUUCCCUGUGUUCUGUCUUUGUCUGUUUCGCUGAGUCUUUGCAACACUGUUUUUUUUUUUUUUUUUUUUUUUUUUUUUAAUAAAUCAGCAGUUUGAGGCUUAGGUACGUUAUGAGUCAUUUGGACUGAAACUUGUCUUUGGUCUGUUGCUUGACUUUAGUAAUGUUACCAAUCCUGAGGAUUAACAUUACCUUUACUUGGAUUGCUUUUUGCGCUGGUACUUUCAGUUUCUGGUAUUUUAUUUGUCUUUUGACACCACAUAUAUUCAAGUUUAUUUUUCUGCUGGCAAUCCAGAUUUACAUGCCCUCAGGUUCACAACUUUGGAACCAUUAAGUUCACCAGCAGUAGUAGUAGUAAGGUAUGUUUUGGUCUUUUUUUCCUCUGAUUUGAGCGUUUGGCUGCUCUCACUAAAGUAGUGGUAAUAAAAGCACUGCUUAUUUGUUUCAGUCAGAGGGUGCAGCCCUUCAGCAUAGUGUUGUAAUCAGUUAUUGUAAGUGUCCUUUUGGCCUCCUGACAAUUGACUUUGGUACACUGCAUUUAAUAUGCAUAGUCACGACUUGUGCUUGCAUUACCACUGAUCGGCACACAUUAAACACUGACAAACUCUCCCUGAAGCAGAAAUAACUCUUCACAUGUUGUCCAACAGAUUUAUUAGUGAGACGGCACACCUUACUGUGUCCUGAACAAACGACGUUAUGUAACAUCCCGACUGCCCAUGUGCAACUGUAGAUUCACAUAGGCCUUCCUCUCUGUCAUUUACCAUUAGGCAUAUGGAGGAGUUUAAGUAUGCAGCUUAACAGCCUGUGAUGAGAGUACAUUUGCAUUAGCAAUUAGGGCACUUAAAGGCCUUUAAAGCUACAUUAAGCUAUCUAAACCAUGAAGCGCAAUUAGCCUUUUAAGCGUAGUAAAGCUGGAGUUGCUGGAGCUUGAGUGUUGUUGGCAGGGUGCUUCACUAGCAGCCAGUUUCACAAAUUCAGAGUAAUAAAUUACAUCAAAUUCUUGUACUCUGAGUACUAUUUCAGCAUUUAGUCAAGUUUGGCAGCAGCAGCAUGGAAAAGCACAUAGCUCAGAAGUGUGUAUUUAUUUAAAUCAUACUGCAUUUGGGAGCUUAGUCUUUAAUCAACACACUGUGGUAUCAUUUUGGUUCAGUCAUUUCUUCCUCUGUUAUGGACUUUGGCAUAACUUGGUAACUAGCAAUACUUUCCCCAACUAGCUUAUUUCAUGUGUUGGCAUAGAAGUAAGAUACUGAAAUGUUACACAAGCAAAUGCCAACAAGCUGAAACAGGGGAUAGUGUCAGUAUUGAUACCAAUCAAUGCCUAAAUGGCAUAGUUUGUCUAAUUGGCUUCCAGUGCAGUGGGAAUGUUUCCAGACUCCUUCAAGUUGUUUCACUUUCCACAUCAACAAGCUCAAACUGCCCGUGUUGGGUUAACAUACUACAAAAUAAAAGACUGACAUUUCUGAAAAAACAAAAACUGAUGAAUAAAGCAAAAGCUACAGUUUGUCGUAGGCUGCAGCCUCCACCAUCAGAGGUCUGCAGGUGCAGGCUGGUUUCAUAUAUGCUCUCAAAAGACCAGCAUGGAGAUACAGGUUGAGAGGAAGAGUCCCGGUCCCUUCACAGACCCAUCUAACGAAUUCCGAUUAUAGCUUCCUCUAGGUAAAUCAUGUAGCUCUCUUUCUGUCAUCUUGAGAUUACGUGUUUAGGUAGGCGCUGCACAAUAAAUAAAAUCUAGGGUAGGCCUACCCUCUGUUGUGAUUGAUGCUAGAAGAUACAGCUAAUUUGUCUUUCACCAUUUCUCUCUUUGUGGAAUUAAAUAGGACUGUAACAUUUGCAGAUUUCCCCCCACUUUAUGCUCUUUCCCCACUUCUCUCCCCCACCCUUGCCUCCGUCAUUCUCAGUGAUGUUGGGUCAGGAGGGCUCUGACGGCAGCGUGACUCCACUCAGUUGGCAUCUCUUUUCAAACUUCCCACCCUCCUUUCCUGUGUCACCAUCUUAGUGAGCCCCUCAAUGCCCCCUCUGUCUGCUCCUAGUAGGCUCCAGGCCCUGGGUGGGCAAAUAGAGGGUCUCUUCCUGUGUCCCAUCCCAUCCUAUCAGAAGGCUUACUUGGAGAAAACGGGUUGAGGGAUGAACCACGGCUGGCAGGCACAGCUGCCAUACCAAGGGAGCCCUCCCCAUCCGGAUCCAGCAUCGUCCCAUGCUGUCCCAUUCCCAGCCCUGGAGCCACGAACACUAGACUUCUACAAGCUGAAGCGGGCUCUGUGGGUGAACUUCACAGUUCAGACUAGGACAGUGAUUUAGAGAAUGCUGGAAUAGACAUGCGUAGACCAUGUAGUCAUUAGGCACUGCAAGCAGUCUUAGAUCAACUUGGAUUUAGCCAUGAAUUGAACACAGCAGCAGCUACAAUGGACUAUACAAACCACAAAGCAGGACUAAAGACCCCAUCAUAGUCUUCAUCAGCAUCCACAGGAGGCAUGGAAGAAGCGGUGGUUUGUUCUUCGCAGCGGCCGUCUGACAGGCGACCCAGACGUGUUGGAGUACUACAAGAAUGACCAUGCCAAGAAGCCCAUUCGUGUGAUUGACCUCAACUUAUGUGAACAGGUGGACGCCGGUCUGACCUUCAGCAAGAAAGAUUUGGAGAACAGCUACAUAUUCGACAUCAAAACCUUUGACCGCAUCUUUUAUCUGGUGGCUGACACCGAAGACGAGAUGAAUAAGUGGGUCCGCCACAUCUGCGACAUUUGUGGUUUUAACCCCACCGAUGACGAUGCAGCAAAAGCUGCUCACCAGUCCGCCAUGGGACUGGUGGUGGAAAAUGCUCCACACCCAGGUCCAGGAGUGUUUACCAAUGUGCCGGCCCCUUACCAGCCAGUCAGUGUGCGACACCUGGACUCACAGUCCAGUUCAGAGGAGCCCCAGGAUUACCUGUGGCUUGCUAACUGUGAGAGCAAAAAGCCUGAACCCAGCAGAGCUCAUGCUGAGUGCUCCAAGUCUACCUCUUCAGAGACAGACCUGAAUGACAACCUUCCAUCUCACCGCACGCCUACAUCCUCCACUUCCUCGGCUAAACACACCUCACACAAUGGCUUCUUCCCACCGCACCAGACUCCUGUGUCCGCCCCUUCCAUCUAUGACUCGCCUCCAUCACGCGGUGCCUCCCUCUCAACUGACAGUGGCUUUUAUCAUCUUCCUCGCAGCUACUCCCAGGACACUGUGCUGCUCCCCAAGUCAGCCUCCUCCCCUCCGGCUCAUCCAGACGGCGCGGAUGCCUCUGACCUUUAUGUCUUCAACACGCCGACACGGAAGCCCUCAGUAGAGACACAGAUGCGCAACGUUUCUAUCAGUUACGACAUCCCGCCCACCCCCGGUGCAAACAGCACCUACCAAGUGCCCCGCACAGUAUCGAACACAGGGGUAGGAGGCUCAGAAAGCGGGGGAGAUGUAGUGCCCCCUCCCAGACCACCCAAGCCUUCCCUCAGUUCCAGCUCAGGACUCCCGCCGCCUCCUGCUGAGCGCUCACCUACAGACACCUAUAGUGUGCCUCGAUCAGCCUCAGAGACAGAUGGAAACUACUGUGUGCCCACAAGCGCUGGGAGUAAGGCUUUACGCAGCAACACUAUUGGCACUGUGGACUGUUCACGCCUCCGCAAAGACUUUGGAUCCCAGGACUGCUAUGACAUUCCUAGAUCAUUCCCUUCUGACAAAAGCUGCUCGUUUGACUUCAAUGAAAGCUUCAACACCUAUUUUAAAAGCAAAGGAAUGAUGCCAGUGGGUAGCCAUUCUACAGAAGAGGUCGACCAAAACUACGUGCCCAUGAGUGCCAACUCACCGUCACAUCAUCACUCGGGCAGUUUGCCAGAGCCAAUGCACGAAACCAACUACGUCCCCAUGACCCCAGGUACUAUGGAGUUCUCAUCCCUGGGAAAACAGGUUCCUCCACCUGCCCACAUGGGAUUUCGCUCAAGCCCGAAGACCCCUCCCCGCAGGCCGUUGCUUAGUGAGUGCCAGCCCCCACCUGUGGACCGAAAUCUCAAACCCGAUCGCAAAGGUCACAGUCCUAAAAUAAUAAGAGCGGGUUUAGAGCGAACUGACUCUCAAACCGUAGGUGAAUUCCCAAGUCGACGACGCAAGGUAAAACCUGCUCCACUAGAGAUCAAACCAGUGCCAGAAUGGGAUGAGCCAAGCACACCUGUCCGCUCACCUGUGACACGGUCGUUCGCUCGAGAUCCUUCUAGGUUUCCAAUGCCAACGAGACCCCCGUCAGUGCAUAGCACGGCCUCCAGCACUGACUCCGAGGACUCUACUGAACCGAAUUACGUAGCCAUGAACCCUAAUAUGUCCACAGAUGAAGCAAUCACGAAGCUCGCUCCGCCCAUGAAUGCUGACGGUGGGAGUAGCCCUGUGGUAAAACCAAAGGGAGACAAGCAGGUAGAAUACCUGGACUUGGAUCUCGAUUCCGGCAAGUCUACCCCACCUAGGAAGAUGAAAAGCAACGGAACUGGCAUCACAGCAUCAGACGAGCGUGUCGACUAUGUAGUUGUGGACCAGCAACGAACACAGGCCCUUAAGAGCACCCGGGAGGCCUGGAGCGAUGGCCGCCAAUUGACAGAGACAGACACCCCUUCCAAAGGACCCAAGUGACCCUGUUGUCCCAACAACACAACCCCACCACCCAACCCACUCUAAACUACCAAAACGCCACAGCUUCCACACUAAUGCUGGUUCUGGUUUUCGCUUUGGAACGAUCCAGCUGUCUCGUUCCAACCUAACAAGAUCCCUAGUGUGUAAGAGCCAGUGGAGCGUCAUAGCCACUCAACGUUGUUUAGUUUACACUGCUGUCGGGCUUAAAGGAGCGCUGUGUGUACAGCUGUAGAAAGGGGCGUGGUCCAGGAAUAAGCUGUAUGCAGUUUAAGAGCAUGAGGAAAGACUGGACUUGUUUGCAGGAUUUGACCUGAGCAGACUCACCAACUUUGAACAUUCACUGCCUUCUUUCUGGAUUAGUUAUGUCGUCGUUCACCUUUCAGCGGCCUGUGGGCUGAUCCAGAGUUAACAUUUCCUAAAAAUUGUAAUGCUGUUUGAUGUCGUUUUGAAGUGCAAGUGAGAACACUUUAUAACAUGAUCACAGCUCGGUCAGCGCAACACUAAACGUUAGCAUAGCACGUUAACGGUGUUGUGUUUUUGUUUUAUGUUUUUGUUUUCCUGCUGUUUGAGCAGGGUGAAGUUACCAUGGACACUGUUAGCAGCUCAGGAAACUGACCCCGAACUGUGUCUAAGGCGAACUUCAAACUGGAAAGCCAGUACGACAAAAUUUCAGAGAAGCAUUACUUUAGAUUUUUCUUCCACUUGCGUAGGCACCUGUACUAAAAUUCAAGCUUCGGAUUCACUUGAGGUUUUUAAUCCACUGAACAUGAUUCGAUUUCCAUUUAUUCAGUAAGUGGAGAUGCUUCGAUCUGUUGUAAUGGAAGUGCAAAGACUGUACAAUAGUGUUAUGUAUAUAAACAGGAAAAGUGUCCUUUAUUUGUAUGGAAUAUCCAGCAUGUUUGACUCUAAGGUAUAUGGAUUCUGCAGGGUAGAAUCCCGUACCUGACUCGAUGGUAUCAGCACUUGUGAUAAAUGAAUGAAUUACUGUGAGUUUUUAAAAGAACGUGACAGGUUUUCUCUAAGUUAUGCAAAGGUAUCAAAGCGAGAGAGAGAGAGAAAGAGAGAGAGAAAAAUCAGGUACUCUUUAUGAAUGCAUAUUAAUGCAACUUUCCAUUUCUAAUUUAUUUCUCGAGUUAUUGUAUCAGGUGGAUGUCUUGUCCAUUUUUUCUCCUUUUUUUUUUUUUUAGCUCAGUAUUGAUUGAUAUGGAGGAACAUUUGCUAAAGUCUGCUAAAAUGCUUCGUUUGACAAGCGGUCAAUUAGCUUCACAGGUUCAUUUCUCCUUUCUCUUCCUCAUUUCUCUCUCCACUUAGGUUUAAUUUAUUUUAAAUUGAACUGGCAUACAGUUUUGGGAAAUUGACUGCCUCGUGCAGUCAACUUGAUGCAUAUUUUAGAGACGGAAAGUCUUUGCCUACAUACAUCCCUGCUUUACUUGACUUGACUGUCGGCUCUCCCGCAGAAAUCCCAAGCAUGUGCUACCACGUGAUUUAAAAAACAAAAACAAAAAAACAACUCAUAGCUGUACAUAUUUUGCCAUCAAUUAGAUUUAACAUGUAUCGUUUGAAAGAUGUGCCUACUAAGUCAUCUUCCUCCUACUUCACUCUUUCCUUUAUUGCAGUCUCUUCGUGAAAUGGACUGCAAAGCUGAUAAUGCUUUAUCUUUUUUAAUGAAUCUCAAGAGAAAUGUACAUUUUAAAAGUGGACUAAAUAAAAUCCAGCCUCAAACCCAUCUACAAGUGACCUGCUUGUUUUCUGGAGUUUCUUUUUAUGUUCUUUGCACUUCUUUCUGUAAUUUUUCCAGUCGUAGAAUAAUUAAAGAAAUAAUUUCUUUUACACUUAACCUGGGACCUACAUAUAUUCUCCAGCUAUGCCCUCCAAGUAUGUUUAAUCAUUGGGAUUUCUGAUAAGGAAAUAACACCAAGGCAGUCCUCGGUCAUCUGAAACGGACACAUCUCAAAACUGUCAAAACAUUUUCUAUCCAGUUGUGACAGUUGAAGACUUUUGAACUACUUUAAAACAUAAGUAAAGCUAAUCGUACAUGGCAGCUGUAAAACAUUUGGACUAAUAAAAAUUACAUUCAAAGCAGA
Molecule: messenger RNA, 11406 nt
Organism: Haplochromis burtoni (Burton's mouthbrooder)
Lineage: Eukaryota; Metazoa; Chordata; Actinopteri; Cichliformes; Cichlidae
Gene: gab1
Product: GRB2-associated binding protein 1
Exons: 12
Coding region: 7391-9322 (643 amino acids)
Source: RefSeq, a predicted model, not a curated record